Nylanderia fulva is the source of this 3606-nucleotide messenger RNA. RefSeq names its product transmembrane protein dusky-like (gene dyl). The record is from RefSeq and is a predicted model, not a curated record. NCBI's taxonomy places the organism in Eukaryota, Metazoa, Arthropoda, Insecta, Hymenoptera, Formicidae.
AACACGAAACUUUCUCCCUCGAGCUUUUUCGGCGCUCUAAUAAGGGGUUGGACCCGCGGCAGAAAGAAGUCACAAGUGCCAAGUGUGUGUGCCAAUAGGAUUAUACCGAGUCCUGCUUGCGGAAUCAGCCGAAUCACGGAGGAAAAGAGAGAGGACACGCACAUGAUGGAGAGGACGUGGCGGAAUAUACGGAAGACAGCCUUUAUCCUAUUGCUGCCCUUAUUAUUGGCCGGUGUACGGAGCGAAGCACCGUUGGUCGACAGCAGCGCGCUACCUCUGGAACACAGAUCAGUGUAUGGGGCCCCGGCUCAGUACGGCCCGCCGGCGGUCCACGAGGAGAACUGGCCGCUGGCGUCGCCCGACACUCCGCAGAUCAAGCAUCUACAGGUGCAGUGCGAGAAAACGCACAUGCGGGUGAACAUCGAGUUCGAUCGGCCGUUCUACGGCAUGAUCUUCAGCAAGGGCUUCUACUCGGAUCCGCAUUGCGUGCAUCUGAAACCCGGGACCGGCCACCUUAGCGCGACCUUCGAGAUCUUCCUCAACUCGUGCGGCAUGAGCUCGUCAGCGAAUCACAACGUAGCGGCUUACGGCGCCCCAACGCCGUCCGGCAGCUACGUGGAGAACACGAUCAUCGUGCAAUACGACCCGUACGUCCAGGAGGUCUGGGAUCAGGCGAGGAAGCUGCGUUGCACCUGGUACGACUUCUACGAGAAGGCGGUCACCUUCCGGCCGUUCCAGGUCGAUAUGCUGCACGCCGUGACGGCUAACUUUCUCGGGGACAACCUGCAGUGUUGGAUGCAGAUACAGGUCGGCAAGGGUCCCUGGGCCAGCGAGGUGUCCGGCAUCGUGAAGAUCGGUCAGACGAUGACGAUGGUGCUGGCCAUCAAGGACGACGAGAAUAAGUUCGACAUGUUGGUGAGAAAUUGCGUCGCCCACGACGGCAAGAGGGCACCGAUUCAGCUGGUCGAUCAGUACGGUUGCGUUGUCAGGCCGAAGAUUAUGUCCAGAUUCCAGAAGAUCAAGAACUUCGGGCCGAGCGCGUCCGUCGUUAGCUUCGCCUACUUCCAGGCCUUCAAGUUUCCCGACAGCAUGAACGUCCACUUCCAGUGCGUGAUUCAAGUUUGCCGAUACAAUUGCCCCGAGCCUAAGUGUGGACAUCCUGGUCUCGAGUAUGGCGCACCUGUCGCCGGCAUUUCUCACGAAUAUGGCGCACCGGUCUCGCAAGGUCUUUCCUCGGAAUACGGUGCCCCGCCUGUGCCCGAAUACGGUGUGCCACCAGCUUAUCCGGAUCCGCGACAUCCCAGCGGACCGGCUGGAGCAUACAGCGAACCGAAUCCAGAUGUGGUUCCGGCGCCGCAAGCGCAGACCUCGUCCUCUUCACCAAGCUCUACGCCUGGCGACGCUACGGCGAGCAGCUCACCCCAGAGUCCCCAGGACAAUAUCCAUCUUCCUCCGCCUCCUCUACCAGGCCACUCGGCGGCGUACCAGACUGUGAAGCGAAAGGAUACCGCUGGUACGGAGGAGCUGGAAGGUAACCUAGCCAUCCUCGGAGGUCGACCGAGGUCGGUCGAAGGUUUCCCGGCCGAGCUCAGAGGCGCCAGGAGACGAAGGCACAGCGAGCACGAGUUGGAAGACGACGAUAGUAAUAUCUAUCACACGGUGACCCUGUUCUCCACCCACGUGUACAAACGAGCGGCGCAGGAGAUGACGGACGUGAAUACCUCGAGGGUCAUUCAAGUGGUCGCGCCGGGUGACGUCAACUUCGCGCUGGGCACAACGAAUUCCAGCAACGACACCACCGUGGUGAUACAAAACGCCAGCGCGUCCACCGAUCCGGAGACGAUCUGUAUGAGUCUGCCUGGUUUCGUGGGCGGUCUGGUGAUGUUGCUCCUGGUGGUCGUGGUGGCCUCCCUGGUGGCGGCCUUCCUCUUCGUCAGGGUGCGCGCUGUGGACCGUAAGAACGCCGCGAUAGGCGGAACUGGCUUCGUACAUCCGGCGUACGUGCCGGAAAACUGCAGCGUGCCGAAUCCGGAGUUCGUCAAGGUCGCCAAUUGAAGCUGGCAGCAUAUACGGUGCGCAGAAUCAAAACAAGGACCAGCCGCAGGAGAGGAGGACGACGACGGAAUCCCCUUCUCCAGAGGAUCGUCCACCUCGAAUCGACCGGCAAUACUUCGGGAUACCGCAUCGCGACACCAUUUCAUCCGAAACUCGUGACACGUCGGAGAUUCUCCUUGUCGAAAGUUGCACAAAAAAAUCGCAUUUCUUUUCUCUCUCCUCUUCCAUCACGGUAGCAUCGUGUCUAGUCUAGUUGCGUCUAAUCGCGCACUAGAUCGCUAUCUAUCGAUCGAGAAUGCGUGAAUGCGAUCGUACGAGGCGGAUCUUUGAGUGAAUCAUGUAAAUAAGAAGCCCGGAAAGCACGAACAGAACUUAAUGAGAAAAUGGAUAAACGGAACGAGAGGAAGAGAUAAAUGAGAAAGGAAGCUACACUAACGCGCGUCUCACCGAUCGUUCUCCAUUUUUUUUUCUCUACCGAACAGUUCGCGAUCGAUGAAACGCGCGUCGCAGUGAUAAUAAAUAUCGCGAGUCGAUCUCUUGGUGACGCUUCGUGAUCAUCGCAGCGCGGUACUAUAAUCAACGGUACAUUUUCUACACGUCGUCAACAGUAUCCGUCCCUCGGUAUCAGGAAGCGAGAGAUCCCUCGCAAUCGCCAGAGUAGUCUCUAGGAGGGCAUUGUAAAUAAAUCGCGCGGGUAGUCAGAUGGCCCUUCAGGACCCGCUUGUCUCGCGUCUCUUUCCCGAUUCACCGUGUAUGUUUACACGCUAUUAUUUAUACACGCAUCGUAUACUUGAACGAGUGCGUAGCUCUUCAGCGUUCUUAUCGUAUCGCGUCGGCGAUUCUCGGCGGAGAAGCGCGCGCGUCGCGACGCUCGACGUUAUACGUCGACGUUGACAGCGGUGCUCGACGGUACCAUUUCGCGUUCUCGACGACGUCUCGAACGGUUCAGCGAACGCUCCCGGUAAACAUGUUUGUCUCGAAAUUGCCUCGUCGCGGAAAGUCGUCCAAACGCAAUGCCUGUUCUUCUAAAAGUUUAAUUCGGAGUGCAGAAUCGGCUCCUUCGAUAUCGUUGGAACGCGAAACCGUUCGCUAAGUCGUUCGAGAUUCAAACGAGAAGGGACUCUAUUUAUUAUCUCUUUAUCUAUAUUUCUCUCUAUAUUCUCCUUUUUUUUUUUAACUCUACAUCCGGAUCGAUCUAACCUAAUUUAUUGAUCAAAAUUGUAUGAUCCUUCCUACUUCGCUUAGUAUUUAAGUUAUCCGUCUAGGAAUAUUCCCGGAAAUUGGGAAUAUGUUUUACGUAUGUGUCUUAAGCACACACACACGUAUACAUAAACAUACAUACAUACAUGCAUACAUAUACAACACAAACGUUCGUACAUACUGACAAUGUAUUGUAUGUACACGUGUGACGUAUGACAUCGCACAUGUAUUUAAUGUGUGUUGUUAUGCGUUAUUAUACCAGCGCGAGAAAUGUGUAUUCACGAACAUCCGUUACGAUAACAAUUAAUUGUUUGAGAAUUAUUUUAAUUACAUAUGAUCAUUUUUAUUUAU